AUGCCAUCGCUCCUGACCCUUCCUUCAGAACUCCUGGAAGCCGUGAUACAGAAUCUUGGUCGCAAAAACAUCAAGCGAUUGCGGCUUGUGUGCAAAAGGCUUAGUAGGGUGGCCGAACCGUUCCUUUUCGAGACUAUCCACUUCAAUCUGCAUGGAGACGGUGUAAACAACCUCCUUGCCGUGGCUGCGCACGACAAACUACGGCACCAUGUCCGCACUUUGGUACUGAAAAGGGACGAAGUAAACAUACUUAACCGGCCAGCUGUUUUUCGUCGACUUCUUUCUCAUGAUAAUACUGCUGUCGAAUUCGAAAUCUGGCGCGACGCCCUCCGUUAUGCAAUUGAUGAAAGGCCACCUAGCGAUGAUGACAGAUCCAGCAUCGCCUCCGACGUCGAGGACGACUGGGGCAGUCACCCUGGCGAGGAUGAGAUAAAGGACCGCUGGACGUCAUACGAGCUGGCUAUGGAGGGAAUGCACGACGCCACCAGGGAGUUGACAAACUGCAUCCGCUUCCGCGACCCCGACAAUCCGGCCACCCGUCCUCGCGUGCACCCACACGCCCGCCGCUCUGAUGAUGGGAUGACGCAGGAUCGACUCGACCGCUUCGACGAUGCUAUCGCCCGGCUUCCCCGGCUGCGCACAUUCCUGCACGAGCCGCUUUUCACCGCCGCCAAUGGCUGGCGUACUACCUGGCAGGGCCAGCGUUUCUCCUACAAGAUUCUCAUUGAGGGUGGUGCGUACCAACGCAGAAGCGAAGAAGGCGUGGGACAAGUAUGGAGAAGUGGUAGACCCACCAUAGCCGAAACGGAAGAUAACCUAGAAGCUUUGCAUUUAUCGCUCACACUGCGUGCACUUGGCCUGCGCGCCGCCGCCGCCUCCUCCACCUCUGCUGGCGACUCCAUUACCGUACCUAUCCAGCACCUCCGCAUCGACGUUCGCAACAUCGGCUUCUGGUCCAAGACAAACUUCGCCUGCCUGUGGGACUGGGGACGCGUGCGCGAGCAGAUGUAUCUAUUAGGUCACGAAGACCCCUCCCACGGGUACCCGCACACGUGGACCAGGUGGAUGGGCGGCCCGGAGGAUGAGGAGGCAGCGAAGCAAAAGGAGCAUUUUGGCAAGGAGCUAAAGACGAUCGGACGCGCUUUCUCGGAAUUAAGGGAGCUGGAGAUGAACGUGCGGUCGCUUCGGGAGGCGGCGGUGGUUGCAAAGGGCGCCUGCCGGUUCCUGCUGCGUUGCGGCAGGUUGGAGCGGCUGAGGCUGGUGUUUGCUGAAGAGGUUUACAGAUGCCGGUUGAACGACUGGAUUGCGCGACGUGUCUUCGAUAAGGUCGCACAGGCGCCUGGUUGCUGGCCGAAGCUGAGGCGUCUUGAGCUGGUUGGUUUUGUUGCCCCUGUGCAAAGCUUGUUGGAGAUGCUGAAGGCGCAAGAGCCCACGUUGCGGCAUCUCGUGCUGGCAGAUUGCAGAUUGAAGCCAAAUGGGGGGUGCUGGGAAGACGUCUUUAAGGGUCUUGCAACGCAUCUGCGGUUGGAAGUUGUGCACUUCUCCAUGCUUGAGGAAGGCACUGAGUGGACGGUGAUCAUGGAUUCUAGCGAUCUGGCGUGGACUGCAUGCCAUGAUGGGAAAACUUCUUAUGCCCUGCAUGAGACAGCUGUCUACGACUAUGUCCUUAGACGUUCAGCCACGCUGCCACCCCUCGACCCCAAAACAUUCUUGGAGCAUCAGCAGACCUAA
Messenger RNA from Lasiodiplodia theobromae, 1731 nucleotides. RefSeq names its product Chromatin modification-related protein eaf7 protein. The coding region runs from base 1 to 1731 and encodes 576 amino acids. The transcript has a single exon. Gene Ontology annotation, molecular function: protein binding. Lineage: Eukaryota; Fungi; Ascomycota; Dothideomycetes; Botryosphaeriales; Botryosphaeriaceae. The record is from RefSeq and is a predicted model, not a curated record.